This is a messenger RNA of Rhopalosiphum maidis (corn leaf aphid), 5073 nucleotides long. It is a transcript of the gene msi, whose product is annotated as RNA-binding protein Musashi homolog 2. Gene Ontology annotation, cellular component: cytoplasm. The transcript is spliced from 5 exons. The record is from RefSeq and is a predicted model, not a curated record. NCBI's taxonomy places the organism in Eukaryota, Metazoa, Arthropoda, Insecta, Hemiptera, Aphididae. Gene Ontology annotation, molecular function: RNA binding. The coding region runs from base 1092 to 2498 and encodes 468 amino acids.
CACUCACAAAAACCAGUACACACGACGGCGACGACGGUCCACGCGCGUCGCUCCGCCAUCCUAUCUCGCUCUCGCUUCCCGAACUCUCGCUCACCCUUCUCGCUCGCUCCGCCGCCGCCACCGCCGUCACCGCGCGCCGUCGCGACGUACGACUGCUGCUGCUGCUGCUGCAGCUGCUACAUACAAAAGACAGAGAGCGCGCGUGCGCACACUCGCACACACACACACAGACACACAGACACACAGACACACACACACACUAGUCACACUGUCGAACGGUUCGCGCGGCCCGUCGCUCGUCGCACAAACCCCUUCAGCGUUCAGUGUCUCACGUGCUCCGCAUACGUUCGGUGGUUGUUCGCUCUCAUCCGCACAUUUCACUACACUUUGUACACCGCAUACACCACCAUCACCAAACACAUUGUACACACAUUUUACCGUUAUUUCGUUGUAUAACUCACCGUACGAUAAUAAUAUAUACCGUUAUAAUAUCGUGUUUAUACGUCGGUAUAUUAUUGUUUUACGCUCGUUUUCGGCUAACGCAUAAAUCCGCUAGGCCGCAGUUGAAUGAAAUUUUUAUAAUAAUAGUAAAAAAAAAAAAAUUCGCUCGCGUCACACGUCGUACCGCGGAUUCUGAGUGUUGCGGGAUAUUUGUUACAACAGUAAUAUUAUACUGCGAUAUCGCAACGCCAUUCCACCCCCCGAACGGCCGACAAGCGUCCAUGACCAAGGUCGUCUGCGUUUGCUGCUGAAACCGUUUUCGCGGUUUUUAAUUUAUUUAGGAUUCCAAGGGAUCACUUCAACGAGGGUUACUGAAAAGGUUUAAAACUGGCUAUCGCUACUUCCAAACUGUAUUCCCAGGCUCCUUUACGAGUGUCAACGAGGCUAUACUUAUGAGCGUCCUUGACCGAACCGUGUUCAAAGUUGAACACGAAUUAUUAUAAUGCCGGAUUUAACGUUUUCGUGUCGUUGAUGUGGUUGGAUAGAAUUUUCCGACCUCAGAGGCCCGAAGGAGGACGGGAAUACUAUUCCUCCUACUUACAUGAACACACCCGACAUUCGCGUCCGUUCGGCCGUGUUCAUACCUGUUCAUGACAGACCCUCUAUUUUUCAGCCUUAAUUUGGGAGUGGAUCAAAUGGCUACGUUGGCCGAACACGCGGCUGACUUCAGCGGCAUGUUGGCCGCGAGUGGCAUGGGCAUGCCGCAGCCGAUGACCGCCGCACCGGUGCCGCUUGCCUUGCACCCGCACCACCAGUCGGUGCGCGGCCCUCUGCCGGGCCUUGUAAAAAUCGCUCAGCCUCAACCGACGGCGGUGUCGGCGGCCAACAAGGCGGGUUCACCGCUACAAAACGGCAACCAGUCCGCUCAAGACGUCGCGGCCGUAGUAGCCGCACAACAGCAACAGCAACAACAACAGCAACAGCAACAGCAACUACAGCAACAGGCCAUCAUCAGCGGUGGUAAACAAAACGGCGCCGUGGCGGUCGAACAGAUGGUUUCGGCACCAUCGCCCAGCGGCCGGUCCACACCAAACAGCAGUACCGAAGGCACGUCGGCCAAACUGUUCGUCGGUGGUCUCAGUUGGCAGACGUCAGCCGACAAGCUCAAACAAUAUUUUGGCAUGUUUGGUGACGUGACCAACGUACUCAUCAUGAAAGACCCAAUCACGCAGAGGAGUCGCGGAUUUGGAUUCAUCACAUUCUCGGAUGCGGAAACUGUGGAGAAAGUGUUGGCCGUGCCCAUACACACGUUAGACGGCAAGAAGAUCGACCCGAAACACGCAACGCCCAAGAACCGCCCAAAGGCCGGCAGCAAGACCAAAAAGAUAUUCGUAGGCGGUGUCAGCCAGGACACCACCGCAGACGAGGUAAAGGCGUACUUCAGCCAGUUUGGAAAGGUGGAAGAGACGGUGAUGCUGAUGGACCAACACACCAAGCGUCAUCGCGGCUUCGGGUUCGUCACGUUCGAGAACGAUGACAUUGUGGACACGAUAUGCGAGAUCCACUUCCACACGAUCAAGAACAAGAAGGUGGAGUGCAAGAAGGCACAGCCCAAGGAACUAGUGCAGCCAGCGGCCGCGGCCGCCGCGGGUCUGUUGCUGGGCAAGCGCCCUGUGUUGGUCGGUGGACCGCUCGGCGUCCGUGUGGCUGCCGCUCCAGUGACACAGGCCAGCCACCAACUGGCGGCCGUGCAACAAGCCCAGGCACAGGCCCAGGCCCAGGCUCAAGCCGCCGCGGCCGCGGUGGCCGCACACAACUACAACAAGCUGUUCGCCACGUACCCAGGACUGGCCAGCUACCGUUAUGCCCCGUAUCCAGUGCCGGUGUCCGCAGCCGCGGCCCCGCAGCCAGCAGCCGCCGCCCCGCAACCAGUGCCCACAGCCGCUGCGGCCACGCAGGCCGCGUAUCCGGCCUACAGCCUGUCCGGCAUCGACAUGAGUGGCUUCCAAGGCAUCGACUGGUCGUCCAUGUAUGGCAUGGGUGGCAUGUACGUUUAGGCCCGUUUCAACCCUUAUUGCGCGCGUCCUGUGCUGUUUGUAUGUUAUGUGUUGGUCAGGUCAAUUUUUUUUCGCGUAAAUGAGAAAACCGAACAAAAAAAUAAAACGAAAAACAUUCUCUUGUUGCUCAGAUACAUUCUAUCAUUGAAAUUAUUUUUUUAAUAUUCAACCAAAAAAAUCUAAAAAAAAUCCCCAUCUGAACCCUCCUCACCCCAACCCACACCCAACCACGUUUCAUUAACUAUUAUGUUUUUAUUAUUAUUCAAAAUCGACGAGGCUGACAGCCAGAUCUUCGGAAAUCAAUCCGCGCGUGUGCCAUACCACUGCCUCAUUGUCGUGAGUUAUUUUUUCAUCGGAUAAAAACUAACGAUUUCUAGUCAGAGUUAUCAUUAAUAUUAAUUAAUUAUUAUUAUUUUUUUUUUUUUUUUUAUGUAUUAUUAUUACUAUCAAUAAUUAUUAUUAAUUUUUAAUAUUUCUCAACUUUCUAAUAGUAGUGUGGUUAGUGUCUAAAUAACGUGUAAUUAAUUAAUUAGUUAAUGUAUUAUUUUGCUCUUUAAUAAAAAAAAUUCCAAUGAUCAGUAGAGAAAAUACAUUCCAUUAAGGACCAAAGCUCACAAGCAUACAUCAUGACAAUUUUUUUUAAAUACCAUUUCAUCAAUUAUAUUCUCUUUUCUCUAUAUAUUUCAUUCUCUCUCUCUCUCUCUCUCUCUUUAUGCAUGUAUACGUAUAUUUAAAUGUUGUAUAUAUGUGUAUACAUGCAUAUACAUGAUAAUUAUAAAUCUUUCGCUUCUUAUAUCAAAUGCUUCUUUAAAAUCAGAUUUACUAACUCGCUCUAGUAUUAUUGUAGUUUAACUUAGAGAAAAUAUUAAGUACGAAAAUGUAUAACAAAAAACAAUAAUUCUUAUAAUAUGUAUAUAUUUUUUUGUUUAUUUUCUCACUACUUAUUGUAUACUUAAAUCAGUAGAAUACAAGACAUUGGAGUUGUUCAACAAUUUAAUUUUAGCAGUCCGCCUUAGUGAUCAAAUCGUACAUUGUUUUUUUUGUUGUUUUUUUUUAUUGUCUAAGUAAUGAAAAUUUCACGAGUUCAAUAUUUAGUUAGACACUAAAAGAGUUAAAACGUAUAUUAUCUACUACGAAUACAAUAAUUUAAUUUUUCUGCGCGUUUUAGUUUUUAGUUUGUUAGAAUUAAACAAGUAAAAAUUACGAAAAGCACUGAUUCGACUGGACAAUACUAAUUAGAACAUUAUUAUAUGUAUGUAAAGCAAUAAUACUUAAAUGGUUAUUGAUCUCUUUGUUUAUUUAUAUAUAUUUUUUUUUUUAAAUCUUUUUUUAGUAUAGUUUUACUCUAGUGGUAAGCCCUCUAUUUUUGUAAUAUUUUGAGAGUUAAUAAAAAGGAAGACAAAGCAAUUAUACGAAAGAGGGUUAGCGAUGCUUUUACAUACUCCGGUUUUGUGUCGUAUCCUAGACCUAGACUUUUUAGUACAUUUAAAAACCUAUUCUAGGUGUAUAUUUUUAAUGUCGAAGUCAUUUAGACUUGGUGUGUAUUUUAACAGUAUUUUUUAGUUUAGUACUUUUUUUUGUAGAGUAAUAUUAUUAACUACUAUUUAUUAUUAAAAAAAAAAUAUCUAGCUGUAAGAGUAUUUAAGUGUACACUUUUUGACAUUUUUUUUUAUUAUUAUUAUUAUUAUUAUUAUUAUUAAUUUAUUUAGUUUCUGUGUAGACGUUCUCUACUAUAUAUUCGUGUGUAGUCCUACAUAUAGAAAAAAAAUCGUAAAAAAAUAUUAUUAACAGUAGUUUUAGAUACCUCUAUAUACAUGGAUCCUUCGUUUCUUUUAUUAUUUACAAUUAUUAUCAUUAUUAUUAUUAUUAUUAUUUUUUAUUAACAAUUUAGUUCUUUACGCACUCUAGUAGUUAAAUGUUUAAAAAUGCUGUGUUGUUUACAUUAUAAAACGGAAAUAAAUAAAAGUAGUAUUUGUCAGUAGAAAAUCCGACCGAUCCGCUUUUGGUUAUUUAAUUUAAUUUUAGAUUUGUUUUUUUUUUUAGAUCAUUAUUAUUUAAUCCAUAUACAUAUAUGUGUAUAUAUAUAUAUUUAUAUACACAUUUAUGUAUUCGAGUAAAGGAAAUAAUCGUAUAUGAAAAAAAAAACAAUCUUACUCUCAUCCUAACACCACACUACCGUAAUGUUGUUAUAAUACCAAUAUCUAUCUCUCUCUCUCUCUCUAUAUAUAUAUAUAUAUAUAUAUAUACAUACUAUUACCUACCUAUAUACUAAUACUAAAAUAUAUAAUAUAUAUUAUUAUUAUAGUAAAAUAUAAUAAUAUAUUGCAUGCGUAUGACCGUGCGAGUGAUAUGUAGGUAUAUAUCACCGCGUAUGGUCCGUCCGCGUUCCACAUGAGGUAAGACUCAUCUCGCUCCCUUCUCCUCACCCACUCCUAAUUCCAGUAUCAAUUGAGUGUGUGUGUGUGUGUUACACACAAUACAUAAUAUACAAUAUUAUUCUGUUAUAUUAUUGAAACCGUCUGUUGUACACACCGACUAUAUAAUAUUAUUAUUUAGACAGUAGAGUGAUAUUAUA